Nematostella vectensis (starlet sea anemone) is the source of this 2727-nucleotide messenger RNA. RefSeq lists its product as uncharacterized. Bases 574 to 2193 code for a protein of 539 amino acids. The transcript has 4 exons. Lineage: Eukaryota; Metazoa; Cnidaria; Anthozoa; Actiniaria; Edwardsiidae. The record is from RefSeq and is a predicted model, not a curated record.
UGCAUGUCCCCGAGGAUACAGUGCCAUUGUUUUGUCACCAAAUUAGAUCCGGGAAAUUUCUCUGGAAAAAAAAAAUGAAGCUUGGAAUACCUAUAAUUAUCUAUUGUUAUCGAAGCAAUUUGGUAUUGGCAGAAAUGACACUAUGUAAACAGAGUCAUUUCGGUAUACAAGUAAAAGAAGCAUACAGAAUGUUGUAAGCCAGCACGGCGGGGUUAUCUUUAGUGGUUCCCACGGAAAAAAAAAACUAAGAUAAUUGAAUUUUCAAUUACUACGAAGUUUUAUGGAACAGUUUCCUUUUUUUUACGAACGUUGAGUUUUUCUUAGAAUCUGUGAGAAAUCUGUUAUACGAGAAGGCAAAUGUUCAAUUGGACUGGGAAGUAAAUCCGUGUGCGAAAGAGGAGUAUUAGAACCACACUUGAUUUGCUUCAAGUAAUUAAAGGGGAUGUGGCAGAUAUCGGCCGCUGAGCGAACCAAGCAAUAACUGUUUUUAAAGGGAUCUACUUGGAUCAAUUAUAGCUCUUACUUACGAGCUAAAGGAAGCGGACAAAGCCCCUGGCAUUUCAAACAGCGAAGAUGGUGUUUGUGUUUUCGACUGUUUUUAAGGCGAUUCUAACAAGACUGAUUUUUGCUUCUCAUGCUAUGGUGGCGAUCUUUUGGGUGACUUUGGUAACGAAACAAGAAAGUUUGUGGCAUUUAUCCUGGAUUCUCGUUGGGCUUUUCGUAGAGACGUUAGUGUGUUUGUUCUAUAGGCACGGCGACGAGUACAAAUGGGUGUCACCUAGCAUCCUGUGCUACCUUAUUGCCAUCAUCCCGUGCGCUUGGAUAAUCGAGCUUCAUCUGCUUCCUGUGCGUUCUGCAAAUGUGGGGAACGGCACAGCGACACCGCCUACUCAGGUGUCAAGCAUAUUACCUGGCGUGGAUGGGGAAGUCUUGACCGACCUCAUCGAGCAGACCACCUUACUAAUGAUGAUACUUGGCCGCUGGCUGCUCCCAAAGGGAUCGCUGACUCGCGAGUCACUAAGCCAGCUGCUAUUGGUCAAUCUGGCCAUGAGUGCCGACAUCAUCGAGUUCUUUGACAUUCUAAAGUUAAAAGAAGCUCAGCAAUCACAUGAUGUGACGCUUGCAAUCUUGUGCCUAUGGACUAUCAGUCUUAUGCAGUUUCCUGUGAAUGCUACAGCUAAAUUAGGGAGCGAGGAAGCGAAUAAUUCUUCACCGUCUUUAGGCCAACCACUAGCCGUUCCGCCAUUUCAGACGCCUAGAAAACUGUCCGUUCCGAAUUAUAUUCAACGCCACGGUCGUAAGACGUCAAGGGUCUCGGUCGAUCUAUCAAUCAAACAAGCCCCCCUUAGUGACCGCAAGCUGUCAAUCAUAGCUCCCAACCAACGGAGGCCUUCACAGCUCUACACUGAGGACCUAGAGACGGGAGAUGUCUUGGCCUAUCUUCCAGCAACAAGUGAGAGGGCACGAAACCAAAGCCACAGGAUGUCCCUAGCAACGGACAGAAUCAGGUUCCCGGAUGUGGAACCACGUGGCGUGAAACCGAGGAUGUCAGUUGAUGUCGGCAGCUUGAAAACCAAUCAAAUCCCACGACGUACGUCACGUGACUUGACCAGUAUUAGCAGGAAUUCUGAGUCAGACGUUGGCGGAUUUCUGAAAGGGAAUCCAAGAAGAUCGAGGGCUCACGGACGGGCGAUGUCCCUGGACAUUGAUGAUGAGGCAGGUACAGAGGAGACGGCCCCGAAGCACCGGGUCACAAUGGACCUUAUUGGGACCGUCAUGGCCCUUUUCAUGCAGGACGGGCCCUUUUUGACAUUUCGACUGUUCAUGAUCGCAAAAUACAGCGCGUUCGGCUACAUGAUCGUGUUUCUGACCGUGAAGAAUGCGUUACUCUUGACCUUACAGGUGUACAAGCUAUGCGUCAUGCAUUGUGUGUGUUGGGACCACAAGGAUAACGAUUUCUCGCCAGAAAAUCACGUGGACGCCACGUCUAGGCUUAACAACGUGCAAAUAGCCGUGGUGCACGAAGAGACUGAGGCGAGCUCAUCCGGUGAUCGGAAUUCAAGGCGCAUGCGCUCACGGUAUGACCGCUUGAGUGUGCGCUGGACAAAAACAAAUGCCAACAUACAGGGACCCUUGUUUUAUUCACGAGCGUUUACAAACAACAAAGCACUAGAAAAAGACACGAGAUUUUAAAACGAAAAAACCGAGAUAUACUAUUUAAUAUAUAGUAUUUAUAGCACGAAAGAGACACGAGGUGUACGUAAUAAAUACGAGAAGUAAUAUGAACAGGCGAAAGUGUAGAUAUGGUAGAGAAAGUCGUAUACAUAGAAAACACACAGAAACACGAAAUAUUGAAAUGACAAGACGAAUAUGUGGGACACACAUGGAGACACGAGAUAAUAAUAAAGUAUGUAGAGAUGUAGAUAUUUAGAAAUAUCUAGAAAAUGGAUAAAAAGUUUUUUUAUAAUUCAGUUUCACAGAGCGAUUAGUGAAGCUGCUCAGGGGGAGGAGAUUGUUGUUUCCGGGUUUUUUUUUUGCACAGAAGCCAUUUUGAAGAAGAAUACUGAGUCCUCACUUAUAAAAUGGCUGUUUUUUGUGUUUGUGAUUGUUGAGCAUUUUUGUCUGUAUUUUAGUUUUGUGGCAUUUUUUCUUGACGAGAGCAUCUAGAAUUUGUUAAAGAAAUGUAAGUUUGGACAAGGAUGCCAACACAAGUAGUGAACUUACAAA